AUGGCUACCAUCCUUGCUCCAUACAACACUGCCAUGCGCCUGGGCACUGGCUUUAACUCUUUCACCCAGCAGCUCUGUAUCGACAAUGCCGUCGUCCGCAAUGACAAUGCGGAGCCCGCCUUGGAGAUUGAACUCAAGGAGAAAGACAUCCCCCAGGAGGUGACUUACAAGACAUCUAUUGUCGAUAAGGUCACUGAUGUGACCAGUGCUAUGAAUAUCAGCGCGGCAUUCCUCAUCAAGUAUGACAACUUCGAUGCCAAGGGCAAGGGUUCUUUCCUGAACACGUCUAAGGUCAAGGAGAGUGAUGUUAGCUUCAUGAUUUCUGUCAAGGUCGUGAACCAGGUGAUUCAAGAUCACUCUUUGACUCAAUUCAACCCUAUUUCUGGGCUCAAGGGCCAGAAUUUCACCGAGGUCUACGGUGACUCUUUCAUUUCUGGGUUCCAAUAUGGUGGUGAAUUUACCGCUGUCAUCUCCGUGAAGGCCAAAGAGAAGGAAGAUUCCGAGGAUAUCAAGGCCAAAGCUCGAAUUCUCUUCACUAAGGACAAGGGCAGCCUCGAUGUCAACGGCAAAUUCAGCAAGGAGAGCGAAAGCUUCUUCACAGAGAACGAAACCACCGUUUCGGUGACCUAUACCGGUGGUGGCCAGCACCUGAAAGAACGCGACGACGACUGGACAUUUGAGACUAUGAAGACUGCCGCCCUCAAAUUCCCCUACCUCGUAGCAGCAACACCCAUGCGAACCCACGCAAUCUUAACCAAGUACUCCUCCCUACGCAGCUACUACGCCGCCAGCGUACCCACCAGUCUCCCCAGUUUCGAGCAUGCCGGAGUCUACACAGCCCUCCUGCAGGAAGCCUACCUUGACUACAAGACCGUAGCCAAGAACCUCCAGGUCCUCGCAUACGAUGUGUCCGCCGGUACCCAGACCCUCAAGAUGUCGUCGGCGGGUGGCGAAAAGAGCACUGUUGCCGAUUCCACAGACAAGGACUCUUCUAGUGGCAGUGACGACGAUAAUAUGGUUCCUUUCGCCAAGUCUGCUUCGGGUUCUAUCAAGGAUAACUACUCGUUGCCUCCUUUGAUCGUGAAGCGGCCGUACCAGCCCUCUUUGCAGGGUGUUGAAGCUGCCCGGGCUAUGGUCCGCUUGAUGCUGAACCGUAUCGUUCAGGAGGUUGAUCUCAUUUCUAAGAUGCCGGAACUUGCUUCGAGGGAGGAUCGGCUUUUGCCUUAUAUGAGUCCUUUCCUGUUCAAGGAGCUCUUGCCGAUUGGAGAGCUUGUGACCAAGACUGUUCCUGUUCCGGAUGCUACUGGUCCUAUGGAAGAGGUUCCUUCGAUCAAGCAGCAGAUUUCCGGCGGGAGGAUCUUUGCCUGA
This is a messenger RNA of Penicillium nucicola, 1368 nucleotides long. RefSeq lists its product as uncharacterized. The record is from RefSeq and is a predicted model, not a curated record. The transcript has 7 exons. Bases 1 to 1368 code for a protein of 455 amino acids. NCBI's taxonomy places the organism in Eukaryota, Fungi, Ascomycota, Eurotiomycetes, Eurotiales, Aspergillaceae.